GUAGGGAAUGUCCAGCCCAGUAGGGAGGAGAAUAAACAAUUAUAUUAAAAAUGAAGCCUUUUGGGCCAAAAUCUGAUGGACAAGUAGAAGUUAAAGUAAGCACACACUGACACUCUUUGGCCAUCCCUACAGUAAGUACACGGUUCCUGGUGGACAUAGAGGUCCAGGAUCAUUAAUGGGAGACAACCAACAGGGUAACAGCCCUGACUGCAUGUUAGAAAACCAACUUGUAGUGUCUCCAAAAGGGAUAGAGGCUAGAGGCAGAGAGAGCAGCAUGACAUUUGCUAGAUUCUGUAAGGCUAGGAAGGCAGAGACCCUAUCUGCCACACUCUAUAUUACAUAGUCUCUCCUGCUGGUGUUAUAAGCAGUCCAUGCAGAAAUGGUGGUUGGGAUAGAGCAGUAAGAACUAUCAUAUUUCAUUGAAUAUAUCUUUUAAAACAUUAUGUACUAAUAAGAAAACUUGCCGGGUGCCUGGGUGGCGCAGUUCAUUAAGCUUUUGACUCUUGAAUUUCUGCUCAGGUCGUGAUCUCAGGGUUGUGGGAUCGAGCCCCAGUUGGGCUCCUUGCUCAGCAGGGAGUCUGCUGCUCUCUCUCUCUUCCCUCUCCCUCUGCCCCUACCCCCGCUUGUGUUCUCUCUUUCUCUAAUAAAUAAAUUAAAAGAAAACUUGCCAGGUAUGAUACUCCAUUAAUUGUCGGUCCUGAUUUGUGUUAAAAUAUGGGGAAAAAAAAGUGCAUCUUAGAAUACGUGAAAUACUAUAAAGUGAAUUAAGUUGCAAAAGUAUUAAAUGGAAGUGAGAAGUCGGUUGAGAUAGAGAUAUCCUGCCUGUGGGGUGUUGAGCUUUGCCACUUACUAGCUUUUACAGAUUUCUAGAAAUGUGCCCUUUUUCUUGCUUGGAAUUAAGCUGGCUGAGAUCACAUGCUUUGAAACACUUAUAACCUGUUGUUGGUCACACCUUGGCCUUACAUGGUGAGGGGGUUGCUACCGUAAGUCCCGGUCUUGUUUAGAAAAGGGAGUUUGUUGAGAAACGUGGGCUAACUCAGAGCUCCUGAUGGAUACAUAUAUUUGGGGAGGUGGCAGAGAUCUGAUCGGCACAAAAGUCUCCUGGUCAGACUUGAAUGAAGGGGUACCUUUCUAUAUUUGAUUCCCUCAUCUGAUAGAUUCAUUGUGUUCUCCCAGAACUUUCAUUCCUUGGGCUGUGCUAAUUAUCUUCCCUCUCUAGCCAAACAAAACACCCCCCCCCCAAAAAAAAACAGGAAAUCGGAAAAACGGCUAGCCUUGGUGUGACUUGGUAAUACAAAAGCUGUGUGGUUGCUUCCCCAGGGGCAGAGUGCAAGGGAAAGCUUUUCAGCCUAGGGGAAAGAAGAUUCCUGGCAGAAAGCCCAAAAGGGCAGACCGCUUCCUCUCCCAGGUGUUCCCUAGAACGGAGAAUGACACUACCUUGGGUAACUUGGGCAAAACAAGAAUGAACAAGAUGAUACUUCCCUGCCAGAGACUGUUCAAUGACCAGUGAUGGGGAGUAUGCGAUAGGGGCCCAGCUAGUCUAGGAGGCAGCUGUUUGUCCCCCUUUACAUAGGCAGAGAAACCAAGAUGUAGUGUGAAAAGGGACUUGCCCACGCUCAUGGACUGACGUGGAGCAGACGUUAUGACGCUUUUUCAAGCCAGGGGCUCCUCCCAAAAGUGACCAGCCUUUCCCCACCCAUGCUCCAGGCCUGCCUAGACCUGCCUACACCUGUAGUUGCUGCCCAGGGAGCUAAGUCUCCUCCCCAAACAUAAUCUUGUAAACUCAGUAAACCUGGCCUUUCCUCUCUGCCUCUGGCUUUGUUUCAUCCUCCUCUCCCUUUCCCUUGCUCUCUGUCCUGUCUCUUGCAGGUCUUGGCUGGCAUGUCAGGAAAGGGGUCCCCUCCCAUGGCCUCCUACUCUGGAGAGCCAGGGCUCCUGUCCUGUGGGUCCUGUGACAUGGUUUUCCGCUCCUGGCCGCUGUUGGCCACCCACACUCAGCGCUUCUGCAUUGGCCGUCUGACCCGAGAGGUGGUGCCACAAGAACACCAGGGCCUCCCAGACCAGGAGGCCAGCAAAUUGGCUCUUACGAAGCUAACAGAAGAGGUGCAGCGGCUGCGGCUGUACCUACAGGAAAUGCGACCCUGGAUAACAAAGGUCUCCAGAGGAUUAGAAGGGCCCCGGAGCCAAACUGAGGUGCAGACUCAGGGCCCCACCCCCGAAGUUGCUGGAAGCCCUGGCGAGCGGCUGCGGGCGCUGCAGGGGACUCACGCAAAGCGGGUGGCGGAGACGGAGUCACAGAGCCGGGCCCUGGAGCGACGCAGCGAGGAACUGAGCCAACGCCUCCAAGGUUUGGCCCAGACCCGGGGCGGAAUAUCCCGCCUUUCCGGUCUGGAGCGGGAGCUUCGAGAACUCCGGGCAGAAGCCGGGCGAACGCGGGGAGCUCUAGAAGUGCUAGGGACGCACGUUCAGCAGCUACAGCCGGAGACCUGGGCCCUGCGUGAGGCCUACGUUCGAGGCGGGGGCCGGAACCCCGGCGUUCUGGGCCAGAUAUGUCAGUUGCAGGUGGAGGCAUCAGCGCUGGAGCUGCGGAGGCUGCGGACCCACAGAGGAAGACGGGCAGGUGUCGCACUGGGGGAGCUUCUAGCGGUGGAAGCCGAAAACCGGCGCCUGGAGGCAGAAAUCCUGGCCUUGCAGAGGGGCGCAGGCCCUGCGUCCUGGGGGCCUAGCGAGCCUCGACCCGUGGUGAAACCCCCCCGAUGCCUGGGGAGGAGGGAAGAUCCCCCGCGCCUCCCGCCGCCUGUGGCUCCCCCGCUGCCGCCGCAUCCGCAAUCCACAGGCAUCCUAUUGAGUGGCACAGAAAAGGCCCUGCAGGUUCCUGGCACCCUGACCAGGAACCCUGGCCUGGAUCCAUACUUCCUCCUGCCGGCUCCUGACGUUCUGGGCCCUGCACCCUAUGACCCUGGGGCUGGUCUGGUCAUUUUCUAUGACUUUCUUCGGGGCCUUGAGGCUUCUUGGCUUUGGGUGCAACUCAUGACUGGCCUGACACGAGAUGGACAGGACACAGGAGGGGCCACAGCAUUGCCCCCAGCCCUUUGCUUGCCCUCACCUCCAGCUCCUGGGCCCAUGGGCAACUGUGCCAUCCUUGCCAGCAGACAGCCCGUACCCAGGCUGCCACCUUCACCAUCGGUAGCCCUGGUCUGUGAGCUACAGGCCUGGCAGGGGCUGGCAUGGGCUAGGGAACCACAGCCGAAGGCUUGGGCCUCACUGGUGCUAUUUGACCGGGAUCAAAGGGUGCGAAGUGGCCGUUGGCGUCUUCCACUUCGGGCCCUUCCUCUGGACCCCAGCCUUACCCUUAGACAGCUGAAUGGGAUUCCCCAGGUAGGUGAGGUUGAGCUCUUUCUGCGACUGGUUAACGCAAGAGAUGAAGGUGUCCAGACACUGGCCGAGAUCAACCCAGCAAGUGCCCAGGAGUACCAGUACCCACCUCCGAUGUCCAGCUCACCUUCACUGGAAGCAAGCUCCCUGGCCCCAAAAGCUGGCUUUGUUGACCCUCCUCCUCCUGCAGAAGAGCCCCCUCAGCAGCAGAGUCAAGGAUAGAUGGUUUGGGCCCUCAUCACAGCUUUGACCCACACCCUCUGGCUUUUGGAGUCCAGGAGAAUGUGGGCAUGAGUAGCUUAACAGGCUCAGAACUAGUACUUAGAUGAGGCUUGUUGCCAGACCUGCAGCUCUACUACUACACGUUCUCAGAGGGUCUAGAAGCAAAUAGCAGAUACAAGCUCAAAAUAGGAGGUCCAACCACAGCUUUACCACCUUCCACAAACACUUGGCCUUUAUCAGUUUUCCUCUUGUAAAACGGAUGUGAGGAUUAAAUGGAUGUCAGGUAUUUUCAGUAUUGCCUGGAAUAUAAAUUCUUUGAAAGAUAAGCAGGGGGCACUCUAAUUUGUUAAAGGAACUUCAUAAACUUUUUUUUUUUUUUUUGCGCUAAAGCCCAUCUUGUUGCCACACUUCGUUCAGGACAUCUCCGGGAAGCCUUCCUGGCUAUAAAGAUCCCCAUGAACUAGGAGCUCCCAUACCUUACACACUUAGAGGGGGUCACAUGUAAAUCUGGCUGAAAUUUGAUAUUGGGCCUAGCCCCAGAACCCAGUGCCAACCAAAGGUCAAAGGCCUAAAAUCCUCAGGACUUGGAACAUGCAAUACAAGGGCAUCUUCAAGAAGUUCAAAGCCAAAAGAUUCUACAGCCAUGAGUUACCAUAACCAGCCCAGAAAAAUUCCAUUUUCUCUUCUAUUUAUUUAGGAAAUAAAAUAUAAACUGGAAAACUGCUUGACAUUCAGUAUUCAAAUGGCAGGUUCUGACCUACUGUCUAUCUAGUGCAGCAAAGUAACCCUAUGGGUGGUCAGAAUUACUAACUCCCUUUAGGUAAUGUAGGGCAGGCAUGGUUUGGAAUUCAGAUCGAAAUAGUAACUGGUGUUUAACAGGUUCUUAAACUAAGGGUCAGGGCUGAGGCAGCUCAGGCAGGAAGGGUCUCCUACUAGCCUUGCACCCUGGACAUCAGUGAGGUCCCAGUGGGAUGGCUUUAGUGUCAGUAUCCUGAGCACCCUUUGACUGGGCUGGUGGGCCAGUUUCUACCUUUCAACCCCACAUCCACACUGAAAUGCUUCAGGUAGUUCGGGAUCCCACUGGAAGAUUUUAUUUUAUUUAUUUGAGAGAGAGAGAGAACAUGAGAGGGGAGAGAGGGUCAGGGAGAAGCAGACUCCCCACCAAGCAGGGAGCCCGAUGUGGGACUCGAUCCUGGGACUCCAGGAUCAUGACCUGAGCUGAAGGCAGUCACUUAACCAACUGAGCCACCCAGGCACCCUGGAAGAUCUUUAAACACAAGUCCAGACCAGGAGCAUUUUUUAGCAUCUUUAUUUGACAAGUCAAAACUGCAGAUGGGUAACAAUUUGGAUUCAAGUUAUAAGAUAUAUUCCAGCCUUUCUGUACAGAAAACAAAACUCCACCACCCAGCCUCCCCACAAAUUCCUCCAACCACAUCCCAAGUGUCCAGUCUAUCUCUCAAGCCACUUUCAAACCAGAAAGCUCAAUUCUCUACAGUUAGCAAACCAGUUUUCCUCAAGGAUCACUUCCCCUCACCCCCCCCCCAAGUUUUCUUCAGUUCUUUUUCGAGGACAGAAUUAUUGACCCCUAACUGGAGACUAGGUGGGUAACAGUUAUCAGCUCACAAAGUCCACCAAACAGUAUCAGCACCAAAGAGCAAGAUCUUCACCAAGUCUUGUUUUUGUAGCCCCCAUCAAGGGGACAGCACCACUGAAGGUUUGUAUUUAAAAUGGAAAAAAUAUAGCACCAUUAGAAAACAAAGGGCCUGGCUAUGCUUGAUUUGAUCGCCUCCACAUUAGACAGACAGGAACUUGGAUGGGAACUUCCAACAGAGAUCAGUACAGAAAGGGGCAGGGGGAGUGAGUACCUUUGACAACUGUAUCAUACCCAGAGUGCUCCAAGGCACAGAGUCAGCCAGUAUUUAAGGAAAAAAAAAUCAUCAAAGCCUCAACCUUUGCUUACAAUCUUUAUUGAAGUUAUACAAAAAGAAGCCCCCCAAAGUGAAAAAAUACAUUAUAUACAAAAACACUUUCCCUCAGGAGGAAGGCUCUGCGCCCUCUCUUAACAUGCAGUGCUUUCAACUGUGGCUCCGGCCUCCACUGUCCCCUCCACUGCUGCCCGGCUUUCAGCCUGAUUCUCAGCCUGGAAGAUAAAUAGGGAGCCUGGGCAUAAAUGACCCUAGUUUAAGCCGUUCUGUCUUACACAACUGAGUAGGCAUUAGAGAAAGUGAACAGGUCUCCUAAAGCCUGCUUUGCUCCCUACACUACUAACAGGACAAUUAGUAAGGCCAUUUCCUAAAGUCUCUCCAAUAGGGCUGACGGAGCCAAUGUUCAUACGGUACUUGGAAAGGGAGCAAGCAGAAAUAACUCAAUGGUCUUGCCAAUUAAGUGCCUUCUCCUCCUACAUUCAUUAGAGUGGGACUUGUGCUGUGUAUAUAGUUUCCAUUUGUCAAUGAGACAUACAUUCCAUAACCAGAUUCCUGCACACUGUUUCUAUGAGGGUUGCAUUCAAGUAAUCCAAACAGGCUCAAGGUGAGGAACAUGCACUUAGGAGGACUAGUUUCCCCAGGCCCUGAGAACAAGGGGAAAUAAGGCAAGAGUCCAAGCCCUCUUAACUGCCCACCUCCUCCUCCAUGUUUUCUGAAACUUCAUUUCCACUGGAGACGGCAUCCCCACUGCCUCCAUUCACCUCUAGCUCUUGUUUCGCUUUCUUUGCAUCAUCUUUUCGGGGACUCUCUUCCUCUGGUUUCCUCUGAAGAUAGAAUUGGGAACGCUUCACAAAUGUGCUGAAUGUUUUUAAAAGUACUGCAAAACUUUUUAAAAACCCCUUCAGUCCUCUCCUCCCCCACUGCCGCCACCCCAUGGUCCAGAGAUCCUGAACACCGUGAUCCACGGGUCUCAGGGUCUCUCGCAUGGCCACAGGAAGCAGAUGCCAACCUGUGCUCGGUACAAUCAAUUGGUCAGCUACAACAUACCAAUCCAGCCUCUCUAGAGGAAGGGUGGGGUGAGGGUGAGGAGUAGAUCUGAAUAGUAACCAAACCCCAAGUUUAUGAAUUAGGACACAAAGGAAUCAGUCUCCCACAAGAGGAAAAAACGACUGUAAUUAUAGGCAGAAGAUGGACUCCUAGGAGUAUCGGCAGGUCUGCUGCUGAAUGACUACUGUCAAAGAAAACCCGCCAGCUGAGCCGAUUCUUCUCAGCUGCUUUCCUUAUAGUCCUGGGCCAGAAGAGGCCUGGAAAACUGUUAGAAGACAUAGUCAAGUGAAAACUACCUUCAUUCAAAUCCUCACCAACUCUGCAAAAUGAAUGUCUUAUUACACCAAAUAUUAAGGAAUGUAUUCCUGGUGUAUCAUUUGAAGCAAAAAAGAAGAAAACGCAAACUGGAAAGAAAACAGAAAAGAAAUGACCACAUGUAGAUUUACCUUCUUUCUGACAAGGUGGGAGAUAUCACUCACACAAUUUGAUGAGGAAGCACCAUCCGUUGAUUUUCUACUGGCAACCUGACAAAAAGGACUUUGUUAGCAAUGUACAACUAGACAGGACACAGAAAAGCCUAGUGACAAAAAUCACCUGAAUACUCACCAUGGAGAUUGAAGUGCCUCCUCCACUAGGAGUGAAACCUGAAGUAGAGCUCUCCACCUGUGCGAGAGGUGACAGACCCAAGUGGGUCCCAGGAUAGAACCCACCAGGUCACCCACACACCUACAACAGGUACCUACCAUCCAAACAACUGUUUAAGACCUCAAAUACUAGUGGGCUUCCAUAUACUAGCAGUAUCAUUCCACCCCCCUCUACCUGCAAUUGCCACCCCCAAACCAGCUUAGGCACAGGGUAAAUACUAAAUUAACCCAUCCACCUCAUCACCUGGGGCGCUAUCUAUACAGAGGAGUUCUCAGAGGUGGAAGGAAUAGCUUACAUUUAUUAAGCAAAUACUAUUUGUACUGUCAGAAGUAUUUUAACAUAGAUACUAUUACCCCCAUUUUACAGAUGAGUCAACUAAGGCAAAGAAAUGUUAAGUAACGUGUCCAUGGUCACACAUAGUGAGUAGCAGAUAUAUAACCUAAACCCAGUCUGGCUCCAGAGCAUAUUCUCUUAAGCAUUAUACUACUUAACAGGACUAACUAGAUAAAUUCACACAUUCCUUCUGACCACCAACUCCCUGGAAACCGUAUCACGGUUCCUAGGCAGACAGAACACUAAUACCAUGAUGUCUUCCAACAGUAUCAACCAUGCCAUUAUCAAAACUUUAAAAGGAAACCAAACCAACCAGAGUUGCUUUCAGAGCCAAUUCAGCUACAUUCCCACUACGCUGGGACUCCUUUGCAUCUUCUAUCUUCUCUCUAAUUUCAGGUAGCAGUUCCUUCAGCUCCUCAAUUUCUUUCUCAUAUUCAGUAGAUGAUCCUUCAGCCUCCUUCAUCUGUUCACUUAGUACAGCUACAAAGAACAGGCUGAAGUGAUCAGUAAUAGUUACCACCAAAGGAUCCUUUUUUUUUUUCAUAUUGUCGAUUACCAGAUCCAGUCAAGCUUAUCGUCAAAUAGCUGAUGCUCACUCACCCAUUCUGUUCUCAAUGACUUCAAUAGAUUUGCUGAACUGUGCCACUGCCUCAUCAUACUGAGAGUUAUACCCAUAGGCCAAGCCCAGCUGGUAGUGGGUCUCUGCAAGGAGACGAUCAUGGGCUUCUAGGUACUGCUCCUGCAGGUUUAGGCAAGCCUGGAACUCCUCCACAGCUUGGACAUAAUUCUCUAAUGAAAAGAGAAAGAAUAGCAAGCAAAUGGACAGCAUUUAAUAUAUAAUACUUCCAAAUUGUGGAUCAUUCUACAGGAAUGCUCUCCUGUUUUAAAUGACAUUUCUUUGUAGCAUCUCCAGGACACUAGACUAUAAAAAAAAUAUCUAACUGGGGAGGGGGGAAAAAAAAAACCCUACUGAAGAGACUUCAGAAGAGAUGGUUCACUAUUCUAGGAACUAGAGGAACCCAAACCAACUGUCUUUUUAAAGCCAAUUGCCAGGAGUGCCUAGGUGGCUCAGUCAGUUAAGUGUCUGCCUUCCACCCAGGUCAUGAUCUCAGGGUCCUGGUAUGGAGCCCCACAUCAGACUGCUUGCUCGGCAGAGAGCCUUUGUCUCCCUCUCCCUCUGCCCCUCCCCCUACUUGUGCUUUCUCUAAGAAAUAAAAUCUUAAAAAAAAAGCCAAUUGCCCAUAACCUAUGAUCAAUCAAGCUGAAUUUUAAGGAAUUAGAGAAAGAACUGGGGGGGUGGGGGGCACAUUAAAGAGUAAAAUGGAAAAUGUAUUACCAGAUUCAACACUAACUUCUCCAAGUUUAAGAUGGGCCUGUGCAGCAUAAAGCUGAGCUUCUUUUGUUUCUUGCCUGAAAGAAGGAAAAGAUGAUCAGAAACCUUAACAGCAUUUGUCCAAACCUGAUAUUCUACUUCCAAGUUCCAAACUCCCAACCUAAGCCUAGAAACACUGAAAAGUAUUACCUUUUAAAAAUGAUCUUUGCUAAAUCCAGCAUAUCCCAAGCAAGCUCUAGAUUCCCGAUCUCCUCCUCUUCAUUUUCUUGAAGAGACUAAAAAGUAUAUCCAAAUCAUUGGUAUUAGGCAGAAGUAUAAGACAGGAAUCUUCAGAUCACAAAUCUAAAUGUGUAAUACAGCUUAAAAAAUAAAAAAACACAUGAUUCAAAAUUUGGACUUUCUCCCUAAAACCUACAGAAUGGGUCCCUAUAAUCCUUCUAUCCAAAGUCAUCACCUUAUGUCAGUGAUAUCUAACAGUGACGUGUUGGGUCCCAUCAGAACAUCCUCGGAUUAAAUGGAUCUGUGUAUUCCAGGCAUGAACAAAGAGUCCCCAAUCCCUACCAAGAAAUGACUAUGAUAAUCACACCUACUCUAGUUAAGCUACAGUCCUACAAUAAGAUGAUACAAUAAUAAUUUACCUUGUUUUCAAGAAGUGAUUCAUUUGGUGUUUCUCCAGCCUUGUCAUUUUCUUUAUCCUCCUCUUCUGAGCCUUCAGUUUCUGCAAGCAAAAAUUCCUCAGUAUUGAGAAUACUAAGGAUAUCUUCCUUCUAAGUAGUCAGAGAUUCCAAUAAAUGCCUGUCAACCUAUAUUCUGAGUAGAACAGGCCAGAUGCUAAGUCAGUUAAUAUUUGAACUUCAUAUAAAGCCAGUGAUUACAGUCUAAUUCAAGUGUAGCCUAGACUUAGAUUGUAUAAUCUUACAGUGUGUGGUUUACACCUUCAGUGAUCAGAAGGCUGAACGUUUCUCUUCUAAAAGUCAGUCUGGAUCAUUCAGAUCAAGACAGAUUAACUACUGUAGUCUCUUAUCCUAGAAACUCCCAUAUACUUAGCCAGAAGCAGUUGAAGAACUCAGCCAGUGUUCCUGGUGUCUUUAAGCAGCCAUUUGUUAUAUAACACUAACAUGCUGAGGAAGUACAAAAAGUUAAAUUACCCCAGUCCAUUCAGAGCAAGAAUGCUCAAGAGACUAGCUUUCCCACAACACAGCUGUGGAGAGAAAAGCAUAGUCCUUACCAACUCUCACCAAUGAGCAUGCCACAGACUCCAGCCAGCUCUAGCAUGUACAGAAUUGAGUAAGCAGUACCACAACCAAUUGUUUUACUCCAGUAUAAUGUUAAAAUUUGCAGCCAUAUUGACACUCUAUUUCACCAUACUGACAUAUAUUCACAAGUCAACUGCCUUUAAGGACAGGCUGCUAAUAAAUAGCUCUACGCACCACUUAAAGUUCAGAAUGCCAUAGGAUUAAACAUGGGCUUUUGGGGGCACGUAACAAUUCAUGAAUUGGGUAUAAUGUGCCUACCUCUGCCACCUUUCAUUAAACAUUUUUAACGCAAGCAAAAGAGCUCAAAUACCGUCUCUUAACAAGCUAUUAUGGGAACAUAAAUAUGCAAUUAGGCCUUAGAGCCAUGAAGUCAGGCUAAAGGACUUUUAUCUUUAGCAAUACUGCUUAAGAAUGGGAAUAGGCACAGAAAAUUCCUGAACAUUAUAAAUUAGUAAAACAAAGUCCUGUAAGAAGGACACCUGGCUGGCUCGGAUAGUGGAGCAUGCAACUCUUGAUCUCAGUGUUGCGAGCUUGAGCCCCAUGCUGAGUAUAGCGAUUACUUAAAAAUAAAAUUAAAAAAAAAAAAAAUUCCUCUAAGAACCAGUUACAAGUUAAUUGACCUCUAUAGCAAACAGUUUUUAUCAAAUGAAUCACUUUUCCCCUGUUGACCAUAUAAUUUAGUGCUUCUGAAAUAAAUACCCACCAUCAUACACCAUUAUCUUUCUGUACCCGAAUUUCCAAGUUAUCUGUACACUUAGUACUCUGUCAGACUAGAUGGGUGGUUUUAUUAAUUCUGACAAUGAGGCCCAUUCUCAAGACAGAUGAGGUAAAUCUAUGAAAACAAACAUUUUACCUUCCUAAUUUGUAGGAAAAAUUGACAAAAUGUGUAUUGUUAGUCUGUAUUCUUAAAUAAUCUGGUAUCUGU
Molecule: messenger RNA, 11061 nt
Organism: Mirounga angustirostris (Northern elephant seal)
Lineage: Eukaryota; Metazoa; Chordata; Mammalia; Carnivora; Phocidae
Gene: CCDC17
Product: coiled-coil domain containing 17
Exons: 12
Coding region: 1882-3597 (571 amino acids)
Source: RefSeq, a predicted model, not a curated record